AGCCAACAGCAUGGAAGAAACCCCCCAACAACCGAAUUCACGAGACGUCUCAUCAACCACAGAUGACGAUAGAUACCAAUAUGGGUCAGCCUUGAAGUCAACUUUAUGUUUUUCUACCCGAGCUCUGGCAACCUUGGGAACGUGCUCAAUAUUAUCGCUUCCGAUAUUACUCUUCGUGUUCUGGGAUCGACCAAGUAAACCUUGUAUGGAUGGCAACCUAGAGCUUGCUGACAACAGCCCAUACGACGUGAAGACCAUUUUUGCCAUUACUGCUGGUUUUGGAUCCUUCGAUUUCGGCAUUGCGAAGACAAUUGACAUCAUAUUCGACUUGUUUGUCGGACGUGGAGGCCAGCUUCUGCUCGGAAUAAUUGCUUAUCCAAUUAUUUCCAAUGCUGUUCUCCAUGAAAUGGAAACACAUCCAGCAUCUUAUGCAUUCUUUACUUCCAUUUCCUUCAACACUACAUCAAUACCUACCGUUUUCUAUGCCGUCAAACAUACCGCACGACGAUGUCGUCAGAACUGGAAUUUAAAGAGCUUCCUCUAUGGCAUUGGAAUAUCCCUUUCCAUCCUAUACGUCAUAGCAUUCCCGACCUUAAUAAGCGCCACAACCGGCUACAGUACAUCUCAAGAGCCAGCUGUCAAUAUGGAAGAUGGUACAAUUGUCUUACUCAGCAAAUUUCAAUCUUGCGCCUAUGUCAUCAUAGAUGGCUCAAGGAUAGAAGGUUAUCCCGAUAACUUUUGUGUCAAAGAAUCCUGGGGGUCUAUCUACUCCAAAAAAGCAGAGUACCCUCACAAUCCCUACGCCUCUACUGAAUCUUACUACAAUAAUUACAUCAAGCAGGAAGGCCCCUCUUCCGGUCUGAGUUUUUUCAGCGGCGAACAAAUAAGACUUGAAGGGGCCUUGUUGAAUAUUGAGCUGAACGGGUAUGCCUUUGAGAACAAGACAUAUUCCGGGAAGGUCUUGGAAGAAAAAGGUUUCUGCAAGCCAGAUGAUGCGCAAGAUAAAAUGUACCAAUGGGGCUUUUCAUACCUCCUUCUGCUCAUUAUGGUGCUCCUCACAUACGCCUGGACGGCGAUAAUUCUUAUGCUGAGGUGGGACACAAAAAGGCACAGCCGUCUUGCUAAAAGCAAGCGUGGACUGGGAACGUAUCGAGCAAUCUUGGAUAUUUCAAGAGCAAUGCAGGUCCAACUCGGAGAUAAAUCACAAUACUUCACCAACAAAGAGCUGGAGAAGCGUUUGGAAAAGGCACCUGAAGGCAUUCAAUAUUAUUUCCCCGACGAAAUAGGCCAGGCUGAGGCUGUUAGCCAGGAGUCAGAUGAUAGUACACACGAGAACUCAGCACAUACGUCGGCUCGGGCUGAGGUUUGAUAACCAGAUUCGUGGGGGCUCGUGAGAUCGAUUGGUGGACUCGAGCUUUCUGGAAUGAUUAAUGGUAUUACAGCGAACG
This is a messenger RNA of Aplosporella prunicola CBS 121167, 1448 nucleotides long. RefSeq lists its product as uncharacterized. The record is from RefSeq and is a predicted model, not a curated record. Lineage: Eukaryota; Fungi; Ascomycota; Dothideomycetes; Botryosphaeriales; Aplosporellaceae. The transcript has 2 exons. Bases 11 to 1369 code for a protein of 452 amino acids.